CGUUGUUGUUCUCUACCUGGAAGCUCGAAGUAAAAGCUGAUUUUCUCACCUGAUCGUAACAUGCUCUAGCUUGCGUUUCCAUUCUGCGUUCUGCAUAAUAAAUAAAGGAUCAUAAUGAGUUAUGAAGAUAUCUUAAAAACCAGACUGCUCCAACAGGAGUGCCAUUUUACAUGGUCUCUAAGAGAAGAAGACUUUGCUGUGUCUGAUUUACUGAUUCGUCUGGAUGAACAAAUUGAGUUGGAAUCCGGCAAGGCCAGAGUAACACGGGCUUACAGCAGCUUGGGAUUUGUUUAUUAUCUUCUUGGCAAUCAACAGAAAGCCCUCAAUUAUCUACAGAAAUCUGUGCAGCUUGCAAAAGAAUACUACAAAGAAAAAAGUGAUGAAGUUCUUAUUGUUACAUAUGGAGACCUUGCUUGGUUACACUAUUAUAUGAAGGAAUUCUCUAUAUGUGAGGACUAUUUGAGAUUGUUAGAGAGGAUCCAUGGAACAUUUUCUGAAGGAUUGAUUAACACCGUCCCUCUAGAAGUGCUCAGAGAAAAAGGUUGGGCUUUUCUCAAAUUCUCCAGGAAAUACUAUAAUGGUGCGAAAGAAUGCUUCAGACAAGCCCUUGAAGUAAACCCAGAUGAUAGUGAUUUAAACACAGGUUAUGCUAUUGCAUUGUAUCGCACAACUAGGCCCCCUGAACCCCAGGACUCGCCUACAAUGAAACAACUCCAAAGAGCUAUAAAGCUUGAUCCAGAUGAUGCUGUUCUACUUGUGCUGCUGGCUCUGAGAAUGAUGCACACCAAGGAUGAUGAGAAAGCAUAUCAUACUGCUGUGAACAUGGUGAUUUGUGCCCUGUUGAAGUCUUCUGAAAACACUCAUGUCAUAAGAUAUGCUGCACAGUUCUUUCGACAGUUGGGACCCUUGGAUGAAGCCAUUUGUUUACUAGAAAAAGCACUGCAGGAUACCCCCAACUCAGCCUUCUUACACCAUCAAUUAGCUAGGUGUUAUACAAAGAAAAAUCAAAUUCUGAGAAAGAAAAAUCCAGAGUGUAAUGAAUAUCUUUAUAGGUGUAUCUAUCAUUUGGAAAAGGCAAUUGCAUUGAAGCCAUUUUUUAUUGUUGCUAUGGCUGAUUUGGCUCUGCAUUAUGGACGGCAAGGUAUUAAUUCAAAAGCUGAUAGAUUUUUUGAAGAAGCUUUUAAAAUGGCAAAUAUUAAAAAUGAGCAUCAGCAGAUGGUUUAUUGUUUAUAUGGCCAAUACCAGCGCUACCAAAAAUCAGAAGAAAAAGCCAUUUAUAACUUCAUGCAGGGUCUGAGACUGCAGCCCAAAUCAUUAGAGGGCAAGAUGUGUGAGACAAAUCUGAGACAGAUUUGUGAUGAUCGUAUUAAAAAGCUGAAAAACCCACAUGACAGUAAGGCAUGUGGAAUACAUGGAUUCAUUCAUGAAGUGAAAGGUGAAAAACUACAAGCUGCUGAGCUCUACAAGAGAGCUCUGACAAAAGGGCUUGCUGAAGGUGAAAGCUCUUUGCUCACAGAGAUGAGGAUUUGGCUCAUGAGUUUAAAAGAAGCUGACAAAAAAUCUGUUCCAAGGCUGAUAUUUGACCGAGGUACUUAUGAAGAAGGACUUGGUAGUGGUGGGCUAAAAAUUGUUAAAGGCACAAUGGACAAGAAAAUUGUGAACCUCUUUGAGAUUGACAUCAGCAAUAUCAAGAGAAUUCUUCGAUGGGAACAGCAGGCGCUUAAUUCUGGACCUCAUGCGGUUAUACUUGCCAUUCCGCUAGAUCAUGGGGAAUUCACAGACAAGACUAAAGAGAUUCUUGAGUAUUUAGAGCUUCUUGGCGAGAAAUUCUGGAGUCAUGUCAUUGUGGUAUUUACAGAGGGAGACAGCAGUAUAGAUAAAUACCACGGAACACAAAAAAUAGUUUUACAGUGGCUUCUUGAAAAAUGUGGAAGGAGGUACUACAUCUCUGGCGGUGCGUCAAAUAUUGUAGAGAUGGGAGAGCUUUCAAAGAUGAUUCAGGAGAUGAUUCGGUGCAACAAUUCAAUGCAUCUACUAUUACCAGAAAUGGCAGAUGGAGAUGCUCAGUCUGGGAUGGAAAUAAAAGAUGAUGAUUUGGUCACUCCUGAGAUAAUUGACCAGGAAGGGCAAACUGUUUACAGGGUAUCAUGCAGCCAUGCAGGUUGGUUCCACUGUAAGUUAACACAUCUUGGUUUCAACGUGAAAGGGGCAGGAGAGGUGCUGUACAGUACAGUUCUUCAGGAAAACAGCAGUCCAAUUCCUGCCAACUGUUACCCAGCAAGUCCUCUGUAUGACAUCAGAUGUGUUCAGGGUGAGCUCUGUCAACUGAAACUGCCUCACUGUGAGACCUCCAUUGAGGAUGGGAUCCAUUCAAUGUCAGUUGUACAUUAUUCUGGUGACUUUGUUGAGAUUCUGAAACCUCAAAAUUUCACAAGCACACAUGUCACUGUGAACAUCCUUGGAACAUCAAAAUUCAGGCUUGUCAAGAUAAUUAACUGGUUUAAGGAAAAGAUCUCUGGACAGGUGAUGCUAUUCUACUUUCAACCGGCACACGCAUUGCAUGUGUUUCUACAACCUUACAAACUGAAUCCCAAAGAAGUGGCUGCUUGUCAUAAGAAUUAUGAAUUAAUCCAAACAAUUUGUGAAUGCACUCUUAUAUAUAACUCCACAUAUAGCAUGUCCUGUGUUGCUGUAGAGGAACAUGGAGCAUCAGUGACGCCAGUAAUAAGGAUACAGCCAAAGACACGAAAAUUCUGCUACACCUUUAAAGAGAGAAGUCAUUACUUUCCAACGUUUGAAAUAUUCCUGCCAGAUGAUGUGAUGAAUGUGAGGUUAUCCCUCAAAAAAGGAAAUCCAAAGCCAGAAAAAGUUGUGUGGGACUGUGAAAUACCCCUCAAAGAACACGUAACAAACAAAUUGUUCAGUUCUUCAACAGAUGAGCAGUGUCCUUCUUGUUUAUCCUUUCUGAAAAACAACAGAUGUGAGAUCAUUCAACGCGUUGUAAAUAUUGAUGCCAUUAUGGAUGGCUUUGCUGAUGUUAUUUACUCAGAAUAUCUAGAUAAAAUCAGAGCAAUGACAAUACCUCAGGAAAAAACUAGGGCCAUCUAUUAUUAUCUAGACAAAAUGCCUGCUUGGAAACAGGAUUUUUUCAAAUUGCUGAAGCAAAAUGAACCACAGCUUAUGGCAGAGCUGAUGUCUAAUAAAUCAACAGGCAACUCCAGUUAAGACGACUAACAUUCUCUAAUGAAAGGGAAACUGAUAAACCUGAAAUAUUGACAAUAUAUAACAGGGAAUGAAAUGUACUGUUUUACAGUGUCACACAACAUACAAAUACAAACAUUUUCUAAAUUGUAUAUAAAUGCUGUAUUUGUAUAUUUAUUUUGUAAUAUGUUAAUGACAUUAUUUUGUCACUAAUUGUCAAGUACGUUUCUGGUUUUCUUUUUUGACUGACCAUUUAACAUUUCAGUCCUUAGAUUUAUUAAUGUAACAGCACUGCAACGUUUCUCUGUUUGUAUUAGUCUGUUUGGUCGGUUGAUGCAUGUACUGAACAUAAAUUAUGAGCAGCGAUUUAAAAUAGCACACUGUAAGUCAGUUUGGUUGAAUUAUCUGCCAAAUGCAUAAAUGUCAAAUGUAAAAAUUUUGAACUUUCUUGAGUUACUUUUCAAAUGAUGGGGAGCUUUACCGAGUUCUAGACGGAGUUAGAAUGAGCAUCUAUACACAACUAUGAAUUUCUUCCUGAAUAAACUAAUUUAUUAUAUCAUCAC
Triplophysa rosa is the source of this 3764-nucleotide messenger RNA. RefSeq lists its product as uncharacterized. Gene Ontology annotation, molecular function: protein binding; GTP binding. Gene Ontology annotation, biological process: defense response to virus. The record is from RefSeq and is a predicted model, not a curated record. Gene Ontology annotation, cellular component: cytosol. Bases 115 to 3225 code for a protein of 1036 amino acids. The transcript has 10 exons. Lineage: Eukaryota; Metazoa; Chordata; Actinopteri; Cypriniformes; Nemacheilidae.